This is a messenger RNA of Parastagonospora nodorum SN15, 1176 nucleotides long. RefSeq lists its product as hypothetical. NCBI's taxonomy places the organism in Eukaryota, Fungi, Ascomycota, Dothideomycetes, Pleosporales, Phaeosphaeriaceae. The transcript is spliced from 3 exons. Bases 1 to 1176 code for a protein of 391 amino acids. The record is from RefSeq and is a predicted model, not a curated record.
AUGGAUUACCAGGCCUUCAACGGCCAGCAGCCCUCGUUCGGCGGCUUCCCGUCGUCAGCGCCCUCCCCGCAGACCAGUCUCCCUCCGCAGGCGCAGGCGCAGGCGCAGGCGCAGGCACAGUUCCAGCAGGCCGGCCAGUCGUUCCCCUACAGCGGCCAGUUUGCGAACAACGGCCAAGGCUUCCCCAAUCCCGGGGGCGUGGUGGGCCAUGGAGCCGGUAGCAGCAGUGGCGCGCCGAUGAAUGGCAUGAUGCAGCAGCAGCCCAUGCAGCCCGGAGGCAUGCAACGAGGUGAGCGAUUCCCGCCCUCUCGUCUCGUGUUGCCCGAGCCUGUUCCCGACCACUCACUUGCGGAUCCUGUGCUGACACUGACGCGCCAUGGAGCCGCCGCGAUGCAGCAACAACAGCAGCAACAGCAGUACUCGACCGCGCCCUACUCCCAGGCCCUGCCCUCGCCUGCCCACCAGCAGUUUGCCCAGAACCGCCAGACCGCCUCGCCCGCAAGCAACGUAGGCCAGCCCUAUGCGACCCCCCACCUCCAGCACCCGCAACACCUCCAGCAGCAGUCGCCCGUGCCGUCCAACGGCCACCAGCAGCCCAUGGCCCAGAUCAAGCCCGAGCCCCCGCAGGCGCAGACGCCCGUCAAGACGGUCCCUCCUUCGCCUGUGUCGCCCGUCGCACAGGCGCGCAACCAGGAUAGGGUAGCCACGCUGCUCGAGAUCAACUCGAUCCUCAUCAAGGAGGUAUGCGACCUCCAGAGCCAGGGCAAGGCCGGCCAGGUCGGCCAGGCAGCGGACGGCAAGCCCGAGAGCGACAAGUCUCAGCCGUCCAAGGAAUACGUAGACUACAUGCGCCGUCUCCAAGCCAAUCUCGCCUUCCUCGCGCAGAACGCAGAGAAGAACCACAAGCCCGGCCAGCAACUCCAGCCCGGCCCGGCUAUCAUGUCCGUCCCCGCCGGCCCGCCCGAGGUCGUCAAGCUGUAUCAGAAACUCGUCGAGCUGUUCCCUGGCUGGAAGGGCCAGGCCGCGCAAAUGAAGCAGUCUCCCGGCCCCCAGCGCAUGAACUCCAACGCGUCGAUAGCUUCGCAACCGCCCAAUAGCGCGGGCCUGCAGCAGAAUUGGAGUCAGAAUGCCAUGGCCAACAUGCAGCAGGCCCAGGCCCAGGCAAAGAUUGACUAG